Molecule: messenger RNA, 2070 nt
Organism: Leptosia nina
Lineage: Eukaryota; Metazoa; Arthropoda; Insecta; Lepidoptera; Pieridae
Source: the annotation of a GenBank genome assembly
AUGGCCAACUUAUCGAGCGCACUGAGAAAACCGCACCCGCGCAGUCGCGCAUCAUCGCCUGCCCUAGAACCUCACCUCGCUCGUUCAGAGGAUCUCGCCCAUAAUAACACCACGCGCGCUCACAUCGUCGCCGCCCUCAGUUUCCCUGAAACUUCAGUGUUGAUUGCGUAAGAAGCCGUGGCCCCCGGCAUGAGGUCGGGGGAGGGCGAAGGCUCGGAGCUGGCUGAGUUCGGCACCCGCUGGCCGCCUCCCUACACGCAGCUGCAGGGCUACGGCUGGCGCUCCGCUACGCCUCAGCAUCCGCCUGCGCACCACCUCGCGAGACAUUCUCGAUCACAACAGUGGUUGCAGGAUAAUCGGCACACUAGCUAUGAGGCGGAAGAUGCGCGGGUCCGGACACGCGGUGGAGUUUAUUACUCCCCACCAGGAACCUCUUACACUAUUGUAGAACGACCGGCCUCUUCCCACGGGCAUCACCCCGCCUACUCUCAUCAUUAUCCAGGCAAGCUGUCAAGGGCACAAUAUGUCGGCUCUACGACGUUGGCCAACAGUGCAGCAGGUGCAACAAGUUUACGAAAUAGUACCAAUCACCUGAGUGCAGCGAACGGCAAGAAGAGGCCAAUAUCUCCGGAGCAAGUGCUGAGGUUGUUUGGUCAGGGCGGGGCGGCCGCGCUCGGGAAGGCUUUGCCGCCUUCUCACCCGCCCGCGCCACUUCCAGCUCCACUUCCUGCUGCACUGCCGACACGUAGACAUUCACCAGCGAGCAGUCCUAGUAGUACUACGCAUCAUGCCAUCUACCGAGGGGCAGAGCGGGAGAGGCCCUACUCCUCGGGCGGUGCUCCGCCACCACCAGCGGAGCCCACCACGCGGACCGUUACUAUGUGCAGAGAUCCUGCUGACUCACAUGGUUUCGGUAUAUGCGUGAAGGGAGGGAAGGAAGCAGGUGUUGGAGUGUAUAUAUCUCGAGUAGAAGAAGGGUCCGUUGCGGAACGAGCGGGACUCCGACCCGGCGAUUCCAUUCUUCAGGUUAACGGGACCCCGUUCUCGGGAAUUUCACACGAAGAUGCACUUAAGAUGCUCAAAUCAUGUCGUCAAUUAACGAUGGUGGUGAGAACAGCUGGUGCGCUUGUCGGGCGAGCGUCGUGUUCCUGGAUGGACCGAUAUGGACGGCCAGCCUCACCUCCGCCUCUCAAGCCUCCUCGCUCUGCCAGCAAGGAUCGAUCGAUACGCAGGGUGGAUCUUUGCAUCGAACCAGGACAGUCACUAGGUCUAAUGAUCAGAGGUGGCUUGGAGUACAACCUUGGAAUAUACAUCACGGGUGUCGAUAAGGAUUCAGUGGCUGAUAGAGCGGGGCUUAUGGUUGGUGACCAAAUAUUAGAAGUAAACGGUCAAUCGUUCGUUGACGUGACCCACGAUGAGGCAGUCGCACAACUGAAGUACCAUAAACGGAUGUCAUUGCUGGUGAGGGAUGUGGGCAAAGUACCUCACGCGUGCACGGCUUACGGAGAAAGAGAAGCUGCACCGCGAAUAAGUGGUUGGGGUAGGCGAAGAGGUGCAGCGGCUGUCGCCGUUGAACAAAAAGCCAAAUCGCUCUUACCUCAAAGUGAUCUUCCUGCGAUGGCGUAUUAUAUGGAAGAAUAUGCAGCAAGAAGACUUACGCCUGACUCAUUUCUCACCGUAUUGAGAGACCUCCUCGACACGCCACAAAAGUACUCGCUUCUGACUGAAAUCCGCGAGUUUUUGUUACCCGAAGACCGGCCGAGGUUUGAUGAAUUGGUAUACAGGAGAGACGAACCGCCACCAGAACACCACUUAAAGCGCGGUGGAGAACGGCACAUGCUGCCUUCAUCAACUAUGCAUGAUCUACACGAUCCGGAGGUGCCGCCGGAAGUACCUCUAGUGGUGGACCAUCGCUCGCCCUCUGAGGACUCCGGCUUGGGUCUUCCGCCCCACGACGCCUACAGGAGUAUGAGGAAGAAGGUCGGAGGUCGAGGCGACAUUCGUCACCAUGUAACUCACGAGAAGGUAGCACCACGGCGUUACAUACGCAACGCUACGAUGAUGCUGUAA